ACUAUAUAUACUUAUACAAAUAGCACAUAGAAUUAAAAAGCAAAUAACUAACACAUCUUUUUAAAAUUCAAGAAGCCAAGAACACUUUUUUUUUAAAGCUCAUAAAAGAAACAUUUUUCCAAAUUAAUGGGGCGUUGGAUGAAACCAGAGGUUUACCCUCUAUUGGCUGCAAUGACUUUUGUGACAAGCAUGUGUGUCUUCCAGUUAACAAGAAACUUGAUUCAGAAUCCUGAUGUUAGGAUUAGGAAAAGUGGUCGCACAAAUGGAGUGUUUGACAACGAAGAAGAAGGAGAGAAGUAUGCUAAGCAUGGUUUGAGGAAUUUCCUUCGUACUCGACCACCUGAAGUUAUGCCAACCAUCAACCACUUCUUUAGUCAACAAAAAUGAAGAAAUAUAGUUUCAUUUUCAUAUAUACUAAAAAUAUUUCAAUACUUGAAAUAAAGUGUUUAUUUGUCAUAUAUAUAUUGUUGACAUGUAUGGAUGAUAAUUUCAUGUA
This is a messenger RNA of Lathyrus oleraceus (garden pea), 496 nucleotides long. RefSeq lists its product as uncharacterized. Lineage: Eukaryota; Viridiplantae; Streptophyta; Magnoliopsida; Fabales; Fabaceae. The record is from RefSeq and is a predicted model, not a curated record. Bases 127 to 387 code for a protein of 86 amino acids. The transcript has 3 exons.